AUGUAUCAUAUAAGUAAGCAUUUAAUUCGAAUGCAUAAACAAAAAUUUCCAAAAUCAUUUAAUAAAAUUUUCACAUGUGUUAAACUACAAUCAAAUACAAAACUUGAGGAAAAAUAUUUACAGCAAAUAAAAAUAAGUACAGAACUUGAUAAGUUAUUGGAUAAAGUUGAAAAUAAAAUUAGUUAUAAUACAAUCAUUGAUAGGAAAAAGUUUAGUCACUCGUAUCGCAAACAUAAAAUUAUUGAAAAUAUACUUUCAAAACAAGAAAAUGAACUCACAUUUCAAUUAAAACAUCUAACGCCUUUACCUGCAUCCUUAAAGUAUUAUAUGGAUAAUAAUGACUCUAAAUUGAAGGAAGAAGUCGUUAAUAAUAAAGAAAUUCCAGAGCCAAAUGUUACAAAAUUUCCUUACGACCUAAAACAAUCGACCACUAAUUUCGAAAUAACAUCGAACGAUUUAAAAGUAGAAAAAGAUGAAAUUAGUGAACAAAGCGAUGAACAUAUUGAAAAAGUUCCUGCAAAUUGGAUGUCGGACUAUGAAUUGUAUUCAGAAGAAUUAGAUACUGGCGAAACUGAUAGCUGGAAAAUGAAUUACGGAACACCAAACCCAAAUUUGGCAGUAAGUCAAGUGCCAUGCGGUGGAUGUGGAUCACUGCUUCAUUGUAAGGAUACAUCAAUACCCGGAUAUAUUCCAAGCGAAAUAUUUGAAAAUGUAUCAAAGAAAGAAUUAGCAUCAAUUAUUUGUCAACGAUGUCAUUUCUUAAAAAAUUAUAACACAACCUUACAAGUUCGGAUAUCACCAGACGAGUAUCCAAAAAUUUUAAGUACUAUCAAAUCGAAAUAUGCUUUAGUAAUUUUAAUGGUUGAUUUAUUAGAUUUUCCAUGUUCAAUUUGGCCUAAUAUUAUCGAUAUUAUUGGUAGUAAACGACCUGUAAUUGUCGUUGGAAAUAAAGUGGAUUUAUUGCCUCAAGAUUCUAGAGGAUAUUUAAAUCAUAUUAAAUUUGUUUUGGAGAAAGUUAUUAAUGAAACUGGAAUUUCAAAAGCUAAUAUUAAACAUACAGCUUUAAUUUCAGCAAAAACUGGCUAUGGAAUUGAGGAGCUUAUUACUAAAUUACAUAGUAUUUGGGAAUAUAAAGGUGAUGUAUAUUUAGUCGGCUGCACAAAUGUUGGCAAAUCAUCUUUAUUUAAUGCAUUAUUACAAUCUGAUUAUUGUAAGAUACAAGCUGUAGAUCUUAUACAAAGAGCUACGGUUAGUCAAUGGCCAGGAACUACACUAAAUUUAUUAAAAUUUCCCAUAUUAAGACCUUCAGGUUGGAGAUUAUAUGCGCGAACAAAACGCCUAGUAGCAAAUCGAAAUAAUUUGAAUGCUGAAAAUGCACUACGAAAAUCUCGUUUGCGUGAAACUAAAAAUCCCAUGUACGCUUCUUUAAUUGGCCACAUUGAUAGAACAUUUACGCCCGAAGAACCUAUUGACUUGAACACUGACCCCUUUACGGUAGGUAUGAAUCCAAACGCAGGUACAGGACUAAAAACAUUAAAUGAAAAAAGUGAGGAGUAUGUAAAAAGUAAAUGGUGUUUUGAUACACCAGGUGUUUUACAACCAGAUCAGUUUUUACAUCUAUUGACGACGGAAGAAAUAAUGUUAACGUUACCGAAACAAAUUAUUGCUCCACAAACAUUUAGUCUUAAGCCAAAACAAACCAUUUUUAUUGCCGGUCUUGCACGGUUAGAUGUUAUUGAAAGUUCGUGCUCUAGUCUUCCAUUACGAUUUACUAUUUUCACUUCAAAUUCGUUACCUAUAACAAUAUGCGACACAAAAGACGCCGACGAUUUAUAUAAACAAUUAAUUGGUUCAGAAUUGUUUUUAGUACCUCAAGCGACUGGUGAUCGAUUAAUGAAAUGGACGAGUUUAACUAGUGGUGAAAUUUUAAACGUGGUAGGAAAAGAUUAUAAAAUUUCGUCCGCAGAUAUUAUUCUUUCAUCCGCCGGAUGGAUUGCCAUUACUCCAGGUCCCGAUGUACAAUGUAAACUGCAAGCAUGGACGCCUGAAGGGCGUGGUAUACAUGUACGUGAACCAUCAUUACUGCCGUAUGCUGUGAAUCUUCGUGGGAAAAAAAUUCGUGGUAGCCCUGCUUACGGAUCUAGUAAAUUUUUUAUACGUGAAUAAAAAUAAUUGUUAAAAU
Molecule: messenger RNA, 2182 nt
Organism: Chrysoperla carnea
Lineage: Eukaryota; Metazoa; Arthropoda; Insecta; Neuroptera; Chrysopidae
Product: nitric oxide-associated protein 1
Exons: 8
Coding region: 1-2166 (721 amino acids)
Molecular function (GO): GTP binding
Source: RefSeq, a predicted model, not a curated record